CCUCGUUUGCGUACUGGCUCUGACGAUACUCUCUACCGCUUUCUGAUAUGGUAUGGCAGCAGCUGCCGCUGCAUCGAUUUAGAACAUGUGCGCGUCGUUGGUUUGUUUGUCCGGAGCAAGAGGCCGGGAGAGUUGUUGCGGAGCGGGGGCUGGGGGGGCUGGACGGACGAGGACGAGGACGAGGACGAGGUCGGGUUGGUGCGCAGGAGUUUAGGGUUGAUGGUAGGUCUGUCGGGGUGGGGGUCGCGGUCGCAGGAGCAGCAUGGGUGCGCGACGAGAAUCUGGCAGAGGGCGAAUGUAACGUAGGAAUGGCAAAUUUCUGUUAGCAGCACAUGGCGAGGAGCGGGACGAGGAUGGGCGAGGGAACGACGAUCAGGAGGAGCGGUGGUGGUGGUGGAGGUGGUGGCGACGCAGGUGGCGGGGUGGAUAAUUACGUGCAGAGGAGUCGGAGGAAGAGGCGGACGAUGAGAGACCGUGCCGGGAGGGAGUUUUUGUAACAGUAAGAGUGGGAGCAAGAGGCGCAAAAGCAGGUGGAGGAAUAGGCGACAUGAAAAGGGACGGGACGGAACGAGGAGGGAAGUGAGCAGCAGCAGCAGCGAAGACGAGACGAGAGAAACGACUCCUUGGAGGGAACUCGAGCUUUAUGUGGGUGCCCGUUUGCCUGUCGUGUUUGCUGUUUCGACGCUCGCAACUCACUCGGCUCGUUUCCCAGCAUCUGUCACCGUGGACAGAUGUGGUCGGGAGAGGGCUCGAGAGUUGGUCUACAGGGGCUGGACAUGUCUGGCCUGUGGAGAUGUGUUGAAGAACGAACGGGGCUUGCCCCCUAGAGGAUGCCAUGCAUCUUCUCAGUUCCUUUUUUGAUGAUUGGUUGGACGCUGGAUAGGUUCAGGGUAGGACAUGGCGUAGAUAGGGUCUUGUAGUCAAGAACUGCAAGACGGACCAAGCGUAGCUAUGGGGAACAGAGGCCAUAAUGACUCAAGCUCAGAGUCAGACGACUGGGAAGACGAGUCUUGGAUUGUGGACUGUCCUUGCGGGGUCAGUCAUGACGAUGGCGAGGAGAUGGUGGAAUGUGACGAGUGCGGUGUCUGGGUUCACACCGCUUGCUGCCGUGUGCCGAAAUUGCUACCGUCCUAUGUAUGCGAUAAAUGCAAGCAUAAGAAGAAGCAGAAAGAGGAGGAGUCGGAGGUCGCGCAGUUACUCGCCGACCUUCCCAGUAAGCCUGUCAGUUUCGAAGAGAAAGGGGUGCCGAGGCCAGAGCUUUUUACUCCAUUUCGCCUCCCUUGCAAUUUACCAACGGAGGCGAAGGCGCAUGUCACUGGCAUACCCGGAGGUGAUCCUUCGUUCUUUGUCGGUGCACGGAAAGUAUUCGGCCGGCAACUUUGGACGUAUUCAGGAUAUGUUCCCAAGAGAUUUAACGUAGAUUAUGACCACUUGAUAAAUCCUCGCGAGAGCACAGCCGAAUUGUUGCGCGAAAUGCCCGAGUUUGUUCCUCCGCCGUACGUUGUGAAUCAAACGAUGAAGCGGAAAAUCAUGAACCGUCUGCAGGCUAAAUUGGGAGUAGGCAUAUCGCAGGGUGAUGGCGACGAGCCGCAUAAUGCUUUGACGAAUAAUGAGCAGACAGUUGUCCCUGGUCGAGAGGAUGCUAAGGAAGGGACUGUACCGGACGACGAGCCUUGCGUCCAGGACGUCACUCCGGGAGGCAAGCAGGUGAAGAACAACCACGUUAGGAAGUUAGAAGGCAAGCAUAACAAGUACAGGCACAAGCCCAAGUUAAAGGAUGAGAAACCGCAGUCUCAGGCGAAAAGGGCCAGGGAGGAUGGGUUAACGAAAGAAGCCACGAGCAAGAAGAGGAGUAGAGUUAGCGGAGACGCCGUGAAAUCAGAGGAGAACCAGGAGGUGUUCUUGAAGUCGGAGGAUGCACCGCCGGCGCCCGUGAUCCCACCGACGUCGCCGAAGAACCCCAAGGCCAUGAAGAAACUGGCAGUGCAAGAAUUCAUGGACGGCGUCGUGAGAAUCUGCAGCAGAUGUGAGAACUGCGACAUACCCGUGGGCACGCGUUCUGUCUGGAACUUCGGAAGUUCUACAGAUCAUGAAACCAAGUGGACGUGCCAAAAGUGUGGCAGAGUCGUGGGAGUUUCGACGCCUACAGGAUUCGCGACGGACUCUGUUUUGCCAAAGCAAGAGCCCGAGAGCGUGGUAGAAAACGCUGUGGCAUGUUCUGAUGUCGAAAUAGUGGACAGGAAAUCGAUUGACAAGAACGAGGCCGCCGUCAAGACGCCAAGAAGCAGAGAUGAGAGCAAGCAACGACACGUCACAGGAGAGUGUUCGCCCAAUCAUUUACCACAUCCCAAGGUGUCUGAUGACAAAGAUUCUGAUACCAAGGCAGCGGAUUCCGGCGUUCAGCAACCUCCAAGGAAGUUUGCGAAGGAGGAAAUAUGCGAGGUGACGUGUGACAAGGAACCUUCUGCCAUAAUUCUGGAGUCUCCCGGAAAGCGUCUCUAUCGUCCGGGCCAGGAGGCAGAAGCCGGGGAGAUACUAGAGGUUUUGGAUUCAUCCGAACAAAGGGCCCUUAAGCGUCAGUCUGUUCAUGCAGAAUCUGGAGAGAUAUUGGCCUGUAAAAGUGGUACGGACUCGAAGUUUUUGCCUUCAGCAGAUGAUUUCAAUUCAGAUACUCAAGGUGAGAAGAAAACCACGAAGUCUUUGACCACACCAUUGGUUACCGAGACAAGGGGGCAGGGCUCAGCUCGAACAUCCGGUUGUCUUCCUGCAUCCGUCCGGGAAAAAUUUAUUCUCCAACAACAGAGGGCGGUAUUGAGUCCUUCGUUACCUGGACAAACCGGAGUUAAUUCAGCCCAGAAAGUUGUAUCUCCUCUUUCUGCAGGCGUUACAAGUGGUUCUGGUUUUCCGAAGGUCAGUCAUAGUGAGGAAAUCGGUACACUGCAAGCACAUACACAUGAUUCUCCGACACAGGCUUCGAAGGAGCUUGAAGGAGCUUAUAAAUCUCAAGAGGGGUCACAUGAUGUCUCUCUUCUGUCGCAGUCUUCCGCGCCAGCACACAGAUUUGAAACAGAGUCAACCCAACGCUUGAAAGGCCAACCAGCAGAAAUCAAGGAACAGAUUCGAAGUGAGGGACCUUCACCUGGAGUUGUCUCACAUACUCCAGUUCUCGGAGCCAGUAGUAUCACAGAUGCGCCGGAGCAGAAAGUUUCUCUUCCUAUUUGUCAACAAGCAAGACAGAGCAACGGGGUCGGAACUUACAGUCGUAAAUCGAGUGCGCAAACGGGAGCGUCUGCCAUCCAUAGUUCUGAGAAGGCCUCAGUCAACGUCCGGGUGCCGAUCUCGACGAAAACGGAUUCAAAAGCGUUGGCAGGGCAGAUGAAAAGUCCUUUAUCGUCUGGAACUUCAUCGUCUCCAACAUCACCGCUUGUAACUACACCGUCUUCCAAACUUCAACCUCAUAGCAACAAGGCUCCAGGUUCGCCUCCACCUCAAAAGAGCUUCUCAGGAGGAAAUACACUGAAAUCCUCAAGUAUACACGGAGGUUCAAAAGUCUCAUCUUCUGGGACGUCGGGUAGCAAGCAAGUUGCUUCUCUGACUACUUCUAAAUCUGUUCCGACGCCUUCUCCAUCUCCUCUCUCCUCUAAAGCUGUUAAUACAGCAAAAGCAUCCUCGAGGUCAUCCAGCUUACCUGUGUCAAAGUCAAGUGAUGUGGGCUCGAAGUCCUCAACGUUGACGUCACGAGGUGGUAACCAUGGUGGCACUUCCUCAGGUGCUCUCAAUAAAGAGAGCGGGAAGAACUCAUCUCACAGUAAAAGCUCAGUGGUUGGCAAAGUGGUCUCUCCAACGAUCUCUAAGCCGCCAUCUUCAUCAAAACAUGGGAACGUUGUGGUGAAAACACAAAGUAAACAUUCUGGAUCGAAAGCGACCUUACAACCUUCAAAACCUUCUGGGCACACCAAGUCAAGCGUCCCACCUUCUGUACCUAAACGUUCUCCACCUACUGCCCUAAGCAGUCCAGCCACAGCAACUACUACCUUAAAAGACGAAGAGCUAGCACUCCUACUUCAUCAAGAAUUAAACAGCUCUCCUCGUGUUCCACGUGUACCAAGAGUGAGGCAAGCUGGUGCAUCGUUGCAGUUGACAUCUGCUUCUCAAGCAUCAGUAUCGUCUACGAAGGGAAAUACUGGUGCUGCUUCCAGUGCGGGUGGAAGUCACAAAUUACCGGUAGAACACCAUCUGGCUCUAAGAAGAAGGAACAGGGAAGACCGCCUUAGCAGCAAGGAUGGUGAAAGGAACAUUGGCAGAAGUCCUGUAGAUGAUUCAGUAAAGGGCGAAGGGAAGAAAGCAGAUGAUGGGAAGAUUGAUGACGGGAGAAGUACUUCAGAAGCUAUGGCCGUCAAUAUUUCUUUACCAGAUGUCAAGGAUUCCUCUGGUGGACUGGGAUCACAGUAUGUGCCUGAGGGCAGCGCCCGUCAUCAUCUAUUUGGAAGAAGCAGUCUAUCGAUAAUCGUGCCAGGUGCAGAAGAUAUUCUUGAUGGAGACAAGAAGAGUCCUGCUACGCUUCCAGGUCUGAUCGAAGAGGUUUUGAACAGCAAGGGCCAGCAAAUAUCUUAUGAGGAUGUAUGUGAGGCCAUAUUGCCUCAUUGGCCAAAAUUACGGAAGUCGAAUGGUGAGCGUUACGCCUAUCUUAGUCAUCGCCAAGCUGUUCUGGAGAGCUUGAGAAGUAGGCCCGCGUGGGCUCAUCUUGUGGAACGUCCUAAGGGCUUGCAAACAUACAUAGCACGGAAAAGAAGACGGAACGAGUCCAGAACGCUGUCUGACUCUGAGUCUGAUCCAGCUCCUAACGGUACCGAACAUCAGGCUUAUGAGGGUGUGAGUACAGGCAAGUCUUUAAAACGAUCGAGGGUUGCAGAAGGAGAGAAAGUAGAUGGCGGAUGUUCUAGCGGGCAAAAAUAUGCAGCAGAUGUUUCCAAAGGGAAGCGUAGGGUUAGGAGGCGACGGAGACUCGCAAUGGAUGACGGAACAGACGGGGAGGAUGAACCCAAAACAAAACCAGACAAAGACUCAGGAGUGGCCAAGGAAACGACUGCCAAAGGAGUCAGCCAAGAAGAAGAACCUGAUUCGAUUUCAUCGCCGUCCAGUGAGGAAGCUGUAAGCAACUACAGCGAAGAAGAUGAAGAAAUGGUUGUGCACCGGGGGAUGCGCAACAGACGGCCUCGUGGUGAUGAAAGCACUUGUAGUGAGGACGACAUGGAUUAACAUAAUUCGAGAGAAUUUUGAGGAGAACUCUCUUGACGAUUAGCUGCUACGAAUGUGCAGUUACAUCCAAGCAAAUCGUGAUUUUCAUGCAGGCAUAGCGAAAUCGGUUUGAAGCCACUAAUGACGUACGGAAGACUGGCUGUUUGCGAACUGCGUCUGAGCCGGUCAGAUAUGUGAUACGGUUGAAUAUGAAAUUUAGUGGUCCUGCUUUCACCUGGUUACCGAUGGAGUAUCACAUGAAUGUGCUCAUUUCGGCAAAGCAGGUUAUACAGCAAAGAGGUCAAAAGCAGCAGCUGAUCGAGCAGAUACUUGAAGUCUGUACCAUCUUGAUGCUCCGAAGGUAAGUCCGCACAGUCAGUCAGGCUCUUACAGAAUGACUUCAUCCUGUCUUUCAUCAUUUUCGUUGAUUGUAGCUCUGCUCUGAAAGUUCAGCAAUUCAGCUGUGGGUCGGUGAAGUCUGAGCCCAGCAGACACGUCCAAUUCUUCAGGCCACCCACCAGUUCAUGUACCAUUAUGAAAUUUUUUAAAUAAAUCGUCUGCUCCAGAGGUCUAAGAAGACGGGGCUCUCUUCUAUGGAUGAUCCAUGUUAGAGCCUUGCUGGUUCGUUGUUGAUAUCAGAAGAAGCAGACGCCUCCUCUGGCAGAUUCUUCCUGUGUCCGGUAAUGAUGUGACUUCUGUGUGCCAUAUGAUUUGUC
Messenger RNA from Marchantia polymorpha subsp. ruderalis, 5954 nucleotides. The record is from the annotation of a GenBank genome assembly. Lineage: Eukaryota; Viridiplantae; Streptophyta; Marchantiopsida; Marchantiales; Marchantiaceae.